AUGACUGUUUCGCGCGUGCAAAACCUUCCUGGCAACUCCAUCUAUGCCCUGAUAUUCAUCGCGCAGAUUCUAGGUGCACUUCUUUUUGCCAAGGGUUUUUUUCCUCUCAACAAACCUGCCGAAGGCUAUGGCAUUCCCUUACACAACAAGGAUGGUACGCAUAGCAGCCCGGGGUUUGAUCGGUUGGUGUUCGUACUGAUCGAUGCUCUGCGAACAUUGGUACGGGAAGGGAAGGGAAUUCCAUUUACCGCCAAUGCACAGUCGCCAACAGUCACUCUGCCGAGAUUGAAAGCUAUGACCUCAGCUGAUGUCGUUCAUGCUCUAGGAGUAAAUCCGCAGUUCAUUGAUGCGGUUUGGAACAUCGAUGAUUCAUCCAAUGGAGGAGCUUUACUAGCACAUACUGAUACUUGGGUCCGUCAAGUGAUCUUUGGACCACAAUCGCAUUCAGAAAACAAUCGAACUCAAACGCGUGGCAAAAGAAGAGCAUUGUUCUUUGGAGAUGAUACGUGGCUCCGUUUGUUUCCCACAGAUUGGUUUGAAGACCAUGAUGGCGUAUCGAGUUUCUAUGUAACGGACACUGAAAUUGUUGACUACAAUGUCACUAGGCAUCUUGAUGAUGCACUAUCAGACAAUUCCAAGGUGGAUUGGGACGUCUUGAUGCUUCAUUACCUUGGCCUCGACCACGUAGGGCAUUUGGGUGGUGCACGCUCCCCGCUCAUGGGACCCAAGCAGAAUCAACUCGACAACGUCAUCUCGCGCCUCUAUGCUAAAAUCUCAAACGACUUCGUUAAGACAGGACUCAGGACUGUACUGGUCGUUGCGGGUGACCAUGGAAUGACAGAUGCUGGUAAUCACGGUGGCUCUUCAGACGGUGAAGUUUCUGCGGGGUUAUUAUUUGCUUCACCUUCUUUCAACUUACCGCGAUUGGAUGAUGCAGAGAAGAUCAAACCAGAGCGAGUGCAGCAAAUGGAUAUCGUACCCACCUUAUCAGUACUCUUCCAAGGUGGAAUACCACCAGCAAGCAUUGGGGUAGCAAUCGAAUCUGUUUUCGAGGCCACCUUUUCAUCUUCGUCUAAUGUCACGACUACUACGCUUCUCGUCGAAAGGGUUCUUCGUCAUAAUGCGAUACAGCUGGCCAAAAUAUUAGCUUUAUCCACAAACAUCAACUCUGUGUACAACAUGUUACCUAUCACCAAGCAAGAUGCGACACUUCCCGAACUCGAGCGUAUAUUGUCUGCGAUGAAUGUUCAUCAAAUCAGAUCGUUUCUUCGACAAGCCCAAGGAAGGCUUCUUGAACAAUUUUCAGGUCAUAAUUUCUACGAGAUGGUGACUGGUCUAUUGAUCCUACUGACACACGAGGCUUGGUUCUUCCUAGGAUCGACAUUACUCCUUGUCUUGGCCAUAUGGCCUACUCCUACCAAGCAAACCAGAAUGGAUACGAUUCCCAAGAGGAUUAGCUACGUCGCUGCAAGUGCGAUCAUUCGUAUCCUACGAGGCUGGUCGCAUAAUGGUCAAAAGGCGACACCCAAUCAUAGCAUGUCUCACCUCUUACGGAGCUCACCAUGGGCGUUGCAUAUAUUAGACUCUACCGGGUUUGUGAUAUUAUUGAUGCGCUUAAGACCUUACGAUAUUGAGGGUGUUGAAAAUUGCUUAGCCUACAUGGCGGUAAGCCUUGCCGGAUGCUUAACACUACUUCCAAGUGAUCAUCCAUACUUCAACGUUUUCGGGACCAAUAUGGAUCUGGCAUCACACGAUCACUUUCGAGCGAUUUAUAUUUUACUUCUCCUCAGCAUAAUCAUGGCAUUUUUGGGCUCAUCAAGGCGUCAAUCACAUCGCGUCUUUCGCCUAGCCUAUCUCGUCUUUUUUCGAUCAAUGACUAGGCCUGUUAAUUAUUUCCCGUUAUGGCUAGCGUUCUUUGUACCCGACUUGAUCAUUCCGUCACAAAUUGGAUGGCCAAAUCAUAAGAUUCUCAGCCAAUCCCACCCCCAGACAUCUACAGCUCUCGAAAGCUCGGACACUGAUGUGAUACGGUACGAAGCCCUUGUUUUGGCAUGGGUCCAAUUAGCCUUUACCAAAUGUACAUUCUUUGCAUUUGGUGGAUCAAAUUCCCUUGCAACGGUCGACCUUUCAAAUGCCUACAACGGUAUCACUUCUUAUUCAUUGCCGAUUGUGACCAUCCUCACCUUUCUUUCCAAUUUCGCAGGUCCUAUCUGUAUCUCACUUGGGUUCACAUCACUUAGAACCUAUGAACAGAAGCAAGGUUACUCAUUACAAGCGCAGAUGACUAGGGUUCAUUUGUCCGCUUAUCACUCCAUCUACCUAUUUAUCAUUUGUCUCAUUGGUACAGCUUUUUCUGAACACCUGUUUGUGUAUACAGUAUUCUCUCCCGCCGUGCUGUAUGGAUUUGUGUGGACCUUUUUUCAUUACUUCACUAUGUUCAUCGAUUACGCAUUUUUAUGA
Messenger RNA from Melampsora larici-populina 98AG31, 2460 nucleotides. RefSeq lists its product as uncharacterized. Bases 1 to 2460 code for a protein of 819 amino acids. Gene Ontology annotation, cellular component: endoplasmic reticulum membrane. The record is from RefSeq and is a predicted model, not a curated record. Gene Ontology annotation, biological process: GPI anchor biosynthetic process. The transcript has 10 exons. Lineage: Eukaryota; Fungi; Basidiomycota; Pucciniomycetes; Pucciniales; Melampsoraceae.